Molecule: messenger RNA, 1164 nt
Organism: Penicillium paradoxum
Lineage: Eukaryota; Fungi; Ascomycota; Eurotiomycetes; Eurotiales; Aspergillaceae
Exons: 5
Coding region: 1-1164 (387 amino acids)
Molecular function (GO): O-methyltransferase activity
Source: RefSeq, a predicted model, not a curated record
AUGACAUCUCUAACAGAAGUGAGUGAUGCCUUUGAGGCAACCAAGCCUACGUGGUUGGACGUGAAAGUGAGGGAGCAUAUGCUGCCAAGUUGUGAUGCAGCAGAUUCACUGGCGUUUGAGACCGACCGAUUGAUCGCCUCGCUUGACUCAGUUGACCCUGAAGCGUUUGGCGGCGAUGAAGUUCAUCGCCUUAAGACACCAUAUGAACGUGGCUGGGGCUUCUGUUUCGAGCAACCUAUUGUCUUUGCAGCUCUUCAAACAUGCAUCGACAUGAGUCUUUGGAAAUCCUGGACUGCCGUAGGUGGUGAAAAGUCUAUCGACGAGCUCGUCGGAUUCACCACUCCCCCCGUCGAUACAAAUCUGCUGCGCCGAUUGUUCCGUUUGCAAUCUGCUUUCAACGUGGUGGAGACAGCGGAAGACCGAUUCAAACCAACUCCGUUCUCCAUCGCUAUCGGCGACGAGAGCACCAAGAUCCGCGCCUCGCUUCAAGCAGCAACAAAUCAAUACAUCGCUGCCGAUCAUAAUCUCCCGAAAUAUUUAGCAAAGAUGUCUUACAAAGAGCCUACGCAAGUCGAAGUGAACAACCACUCAGAUAGUAAUCCAGAGAAUCUCAACUUCUUUGGGCGAUUGCAGAAAAGCCCCGCUUGCUAUGAAGCUUUCACGGGCCACAUGGAGGCCUGGACAGCAUGGAAGACUCGGUGGACUAAAGUCAUCGAUACAACAAAGUUGCUGGAGGGCGCGAAAUUAGACAAUGGUUCACCGUUUGUGGUUGAUGUCGGUGGAAACACUAGUAUCGAUAUUUCUCAUGUCCUCGCUCAGCAUCCGGAUCUCCCUGCCGGGUCCUUGGUUUUGCAGGAUCUUCCAGAAGUGAUUGCCAAGGCCCAGGUCAAUGAGAAGAUCACUGCUAUGGCUCAUGACUUCUUCCUACCUCAAUCGGUGAAAGGGAGUCGCGCUUACUUUAUGCACGCGGUUCUUCACGAUUGGCCAAACGACAAGGCCAAAAAACUGCUUGUGAACACUAAGGAGGCAAUGGUUAAGGGCUACUCCAGGUGUUUUAUCUAUGACAUUGUUCUUCCCUCCACAGGGGUGAGCAUCAGUCAGUCUACAAUGGAUGUGCAGAUGAUGUCGCCGUUGUCGGCUUCCGAACGUACUCAGACCGCAUGA